This is a messenger RNA of Pararge aegeria (speckled wood butterfly), 1443 nucleotides long. RefSeq lists its product as uncharacterized. Gene Ontology annotation, biological process: DNA integration. Bases 1 to 1443 code for a protein of 480 amino acids. The transcript has a single exon. The record is from RefSeq and is a predicted model, not a curated record. NCBI's taxonomy places the organism in Eukaryota, Metazoa, Arthropoda, Insecta, Lepidoptera, Nymphalidae. Gene Ontology annotation, molecular function: nucleic acid binding.
AUGUUAUUUAUAGCGGACACUUUAUCCCGAGCUGCGACAGAGCAGGGGUCCGAUGAAGACAUUUGUAAAGAUGUGAUGGUGCACGUGAACACCCUUUAUGAGAAUGUGGAAGCUAACCCCGAAAUGAUAAAUAAAAUACGAGAAGAAACAGGAAAAGAUAAAACAUUGAGAGCGGUCGGUGAAUAUUACAAAAAUGGUUGGCCGGAUAAUAAAAGAGAAACAGAUAUGGCUGUGAGGCAAUAUUGGGCCGUUCGAAGUGAGCUUCACGUGGUAAAAGGAAUUUUGUUCAGAAACAAUCGAGUCGUCAUGCCGUCAGCACUUCGAAAGGAAAUGCUGAAGCGUAUUCACGAAGGCCAUAUGGGUGUGGAAAAAUGUCAACGUCGUGCCCGUGACGUCAUGUGGUGGCCCGGGAUGAGCACUGACAUCCAGCACGCGGUGCAGGACUGCGACACGUGUCAGCGGCACCGCGCGGCCAGCCCUCGGGAGCCGCUGGCGCCGCACCCCGUGCCGGCGCUGCCGUGGGAAGUCUUAGCGGCAGACAUAUUUGAGUUGCAAAAUAAAUACUAUUUACUCGUAGUAGAUUAUUAUUCUAAAUUUGUCGAAGUUGUUAAUCUUUCCAAUUUAACUAGUGCGUCAGUUAUAAAUGUAUUCAGAGAUAUUUUCAGUAGAUUUGGUAUUCCAAAAAGGCUCGUGACUGACAAUGCUGGCCAAUUCUGUUCGGAACAAUUUAAAUUAUUUACUAAUAAUUGGGGUUUCACACAUGUAACGAGUUCUCCGUUGUAUCCCCGGUCCAACGGGCUCGCCGAACGGAACGUUCGGACUAUAAAAACUAUGAUGUGUAAGUCAUACGAAAGUGGCGAAGACUGGAAACUAUCGCUAUUAAAUUUUCGAAAUACACCACUUUCUGGAGAAAAGUGGUCACCGGCGCAGCUUUUAAUGAGUCGUCGGUUAAAUACUCGUUUGCCCUCUAGAAAUACUCAGUUAAAACCUAAAACUGUUAAUCCGCAGUUAAUGUUAGACAAUCGUGCUGAACGAAUAAAACAAUAUAAGUCAUACUAUGACCGAGGAACUAAAAGUUUAAUACCAUUAUCUCAAAACGAUCCGGUUCGAAUGAAACAAAAUAAAAUAUGGGUCAAGUCUCGUAUUUUGCGUCCAGCACAAGAAAAACGAUCGUAUUGGGUACAAACUGAAAACGGUGGCGUUUAUAGACGUAAUAGGCAACAUUUGAUGAAAAUACCAAGUCGAGGAAACGAUGCCGAUCGAAUUAACAAUUGCCCUGGCUUGGAUUGGGAUAGUUUUAACUUCGCGCCAACGGGUAAUACCACUCCGGCCACGGAGCCGAACGUGGCGCGUUCACCGCGACCACCGCCGGCCCAUCGGGUAACAAGCAGUGGUCGAGUUGUACGAUCGCCCAUUCGUUUUGCCAGCGAAUAUAACUAUUAG